Molecule: messenger RNA, 1223 nt
Organism: Oldenlandia corymbosa var. corymbosa
Lineage: Eukaryota; Viridiplantae; Streptophyta; Magnoliopsida; Gentianales; Rubiaceae
Source: the annotation of a GenBank genome assembly
GGAAGAAGUAAUAUAUAAAUAUUUAAAUACUUGCCUCGGGAAUAAAUUAGUGUUGUGCCAGGGGUGGGAACGUCAUUUGGUUAGACUGUAUGGGAGCUCUAAUUGCUAGUAACUAGAGGCAUAAUUAAGCUUAGAUUUUCCAACAAAUUACAGCAAAUCCUCACUAACUAAUAUAUCUUCUCCCCUCACCCACCGGUUCCCCUCCUUCCCUCUCUCUCUAUCUUCCAUUUUCCCCAGUAUUACGCCACCCUACUACGGCGUCGUUCAGCCCAUAGCGUUCUCGGAAAACAUGUCUCCGGGAAACGCAAUCAGCAGCAAGAUCAGCCGCAUUGUGAGGAUUCGGCAGAUGCUUUGUCGCUGGCGCAAAAAAGCAGCUCUUUCGUCGUCGUUACCGCCGGAUGUCCCUUCCGGCCACGUGGCUAUCAACGUCGGGAUUGGCACCAGUUCCCGGAGACGGUUUGUCGUUCCGGCUAGGUACCUGAACCACCCAGUGUUUAAGAGGCUCUUGGUGGAAGCGGAGGAGGAAUACGGGUUCGCGCAUCAAGGUCCGCUCAUGAUUCCGUGUGACGUGUCGGUGUUUGAGGAGGCUCUCCGAUUUGUUUCGCUGGCCGAUUCGAAGAGCCACGGCGAAUCCUCCUCGUCGGCGGCGGUGCUCCAGCAUGUGAGUUUCGAUGAGUUCCAGAGCUGCAGCCUCGAACGACGUCGCAGAAUUAAUCAUCAUCUGGAUUACCAAUUCACCGAAUCUCGGCCGUUAAUUGGCGGAGCCGGGUCUCAAUGAGUCGACCCGCUCGAGUUGUCCGUCGUUUCAUUCAAUUCCGCUCCCCCCGCCGCGCUAACCCCUCCUUUUUUUUCAUUUUAAAUAUUUUUUGGGUUAGACCCCCAAAAAAAAAAAAAAUUUCUUUCUUUGACUUUUCUGGGCUGUCUAGAUUUUUCUAGCAUUAGAAGAAGUAGUAGUAGUUCUGUUUUUUUUUUUCCCUUUUUUUUUUCUUUUAUAGAAAAGAAGAAGGGAAAAUUAUGGAGAUGGCAAAAAUUGAGGUGUUUAUUAGUAAAAACUCAACUGACUGAGUCAUCCCGAGUUGAAUUAGCUAUAUGCUGCAAAAAAUCAUCUCUUGUAAUAUUUUUUUUCAAGUUCAGGAGAAGAAGCAUCAUGAUUUGAUUGUAAUUUGCGAUAAUGGAAGGUGGAAUAAUUAUUGAUACAUAUUUUGAUUUUAGUUGUUCUUGAG